Coregonus sp. 'balchen' is the source of this 1410-nucleotide messenger RNA. The record is from the annotation of a GenBank genome assembly. NCBI's taxonomy places the organism in Eukaryota, Metazoa, Chordata, Actinopteri, Salmoniformes, Salmonidae.
AUGGUUCAAGGCAUAUCAGUGUCAGCUUCAGUCUUUACUCUGGUGGCGAUAGCUGUGGACAGGUGAGGUUUCUUUCAACUGAUUCAAUAAUUUUAUUAAAUUAAUUGUGUGUGUUUGUAUGUGUGUUUUGACAAUUUCAACGCAAUUUCACAGCACAACAGACAAUUUCACAAUACAGAGAUUUUUUUCACAGAGAAUGCACUUCCCCCCUCACCUCUCUUUUGGACAGGUUCCGUUGCAUCGUGUACCCCUUCAAGCAGAAGCUGACAAUCUCCACCUCCACACUGAUCAUCAUCAUCAUCUGGGUGCUGGCUAUCUCCAUAAUGUGUCCCUCAGGGGUCAUGCUCCAGGUACACUGUCUAAUGCUGGUGCAUGUCAGGUUUUAUUAAUCAAUGGAUUUGAGAGGGACACAUCAAAAUGUCAGGUUUAACAUCAAUGUAAAGAGUAAGCAUCAGACACAUUUUCAUCCCUGUCUAUUUUUUAAAAUUGUGACUCCGUCUGUCAAUUUGAGUGUACAUAGUGUUUAGUUUGCUGCAAAAAAUGUAUGGUUUGCCAAUUUGCCUCAUUGAGGAUAUUAACGUAAAUCUAAAUGAAGUUAAUCUAGUUUUUGAAAAUAUUUCCAAGGUGACCAAGGAGCAGCGUGUCCUUAUCCUACUGGGGGACGGCUACAACAACACCCGCCCCUUCUACUGGUGCCGUGAGAACUGGCCCAAUCAAGAGAUGAGGAAGAUCUACACCACCGUCCUAUUCGCUAACAUCUACCUAGCCCCAUUGUCACUCAUUGUCAUCAUGUAUGCCCGCAUCGGAUUCACCCUCUUUAAGACGGCCAUACCCUCCUCCGGCGGGUGCAGUGGUAGUGGCAGCAGCGGUGGGACGAAACCCAGCCUGGACAACCACCGUCAGUCGAAGAAGAAAAAAAGGGUGAUCAAGAUGCUGUUGGUGGUGGCGCUGCUCUUCAUCCUGUCAUGGCUGCCGCUUUGGACGCUGAUGAUGCUGAGCGACUACGCCAGCCUGACGGCGAGCCAGCACCGCAUCAUCAACAUCUACGUGUACCCGCUUGCCCAUUGGCUGGCCUUCUUCAACUCCUCCGUCAACCCCAUCAUCUACGGCUUCUUCAAUGAGAACUUCCGACGGGGGUUCCAGGCCGCGUUUAAAUUCCAGCUGUGCUCCGCAGUCAUUGAGCGCCAGAAGACCUACUCGCAUCGUAUCCAAGGCAACGCAGUGUUACCAGUGAACCUGCACCUGCCCACCGGGCCCGGCUCAGGGGGGUCGGGAUUGGCUUUGGUGAACAGGAAGGGGCUGGGCCGGGAGGAAGUUGUUGGGCGGACGUCUGGUGGGCGAUCAUCUGGGAGCGACGUGAAGGAGCAGGAUCUGAUCAUGGAGGAUCUGGAGAAGGUAUCCCAGAUUUGA